Cutaneotrichosporon oleaginosum is the source of this 993-nucleotide messenger RNA. RefSeq lists its product as uncharacterized. The record is from RefSeq and is a predicted model, not a curated record. Lineage: Eukaryota; Fungi; Basidiomycota; Tremellomycetes; Trichosporonales; Trichosporonaceae.
UGUCGCCUCCUCUUCCCAUCAUCGCGACCUCAUAUCGUCGCAUCACUUCCCCACUCCGACGAACGCAUCUCCAUCGAUGAAUACGUCUCUCGACCAGCUGGCGCACAUCGCGACCUGCCUCUCGGUCCCGAACGCGAACGAGGUAUUGGGAGGCCGCCGCGUCAACAACAAUCAAGUCGCCGACAGCAAUGCCAAUCUGCUUGGCCACGGCACUCGCGACCCCGAUUACUAUCGUCAUUAUCAGCACCAUCACGACAGCAAUGACUGCUAUACCACUCGGGGUCGCACAGAGGACGUACACCCGAUGGAACAUGUGGGACGAGACUCGAUGGUCAGGUCACGCAUCGUGAGCAAGGCUCCGCCAGAGUCGCAGCACACAGUCGCCUCCAAUACGCACUCGAUGUAUUCCCACCAGGGUGUGCAGUUCGAGUUUGGGACACAAGAGGGGUUACACUCCCAGGCAAACGAGACGGUCGACUACAAUGGCGACAUUAGGAUGGACAUCGACACGGCUAUGCCAGAUCCUGACAGCUUGGACGUAGUUCCAGCCACAGUGGUGAACGACAACAGCCCAUCCCAGCAAAUGGACGUGGAUAACACAGCUACCAGAAUACCGGACGAUUUGCCAGCCCGGCUCCCUUCAUCAACCUCGGGUCACUCAUCCCACCCCCUCAUCAGCGUCACUCCAGGUCAAACUCAUGCACACCUAAAGCCGUCGGCCAGUGCUGUGGCCUACGUGUUCAAAUCAUUGCGAUUCGCAGACGCCUCUCUUGCAGCACACAAUGCUCGCCGUCGGUGGCCAUACUGAGGGACACCCGGAAAUAGUGAUGGUAAGGCGACGGCGCGGAGCCAAAGGACGUUUGCCCGGCAAAGGGAUCUGCUACGCCUACAUUGCGUAGUACAACGGCAGCAUUGGCCCACGACAUUCCAAGCACAAUGUCGGUGACAGAACUCCCUCGGACUUCAGAUGUGCUGUCCUCAAGGCAGGCCGUC